This is a messenger RNA of Oppia nitens, 1421 nucleotides long. RefSeq names its product mitochondrial ribonuclease P protein 1 homolog. Gene Ontology annotation, molecular function: tRNA binding. Bases 168 to 1421 code for a protein of 417 amino acids. Gene Ontology annotation, biological process: mitochondrial tRNA 5'-end processing; positive regulation of mitochondrial translation. The transcript has 2 exons. The record is from RefSeq and is a predicted model, not a curated record. Gene Ontology annotation, cellular component: nucleoplasm; nucleus; mitochondrion. Lineage: Eukaryota; Metazoa; Arthropoda; Arachnida; Sarcoptiformes; Oppiidae.
GUUGUUAUUGAAUGCAAUAUACAAAACACAUGUGUUUUUAUUAUUGAACACAAAAAAUAAAAUAUUUAAACACAAAACACAUAAACAAAACAAAAAUCAAAAAAUGUUUUUUUUGUGAAUUAAAUGAUUGACUGAAAGUGUUUUUUUUGGGAACCGAUUAUCGGGUGAUGUCUGCAGCCGUAGUAGUAGUGGUAGUGAAACGAUUGUCACGACUAGUGGACACCGUAUAUCGUCAGCUAAAGUACAACAACCGAUUCGUACGCAAAUGGAAGAGAUAUUUAUGGCCAACGAAUAGUCCAGUGAAUUGGCCGAACAAAUGUCGCCGAUAUCCCGAUUUGAUGAACAAAUUUAUGGCCGAAAGAGACGAUCGGCUGAGCAAACAGCCAAUCCAGAGGUUAACAGUCGAUAUGUAUAGGGAUUUGAUAGCCGACAGCGGCGGAGGAGACUCGGAGGCGGUGAUCACCGAGGAAGACACGGCAGCGGCGGUUCGCGAAAUUGUCGACUAUUUUAAUUCGUCGCUAAUUAGGUCGAGAUAUUGUCCGGAAACGGUUACCGUUAAGGAUAUGAAGUAUAUGUUGGGAAAUAUCGGCGAAUUUUAUCGCCGAAAACAACACUUAGAUUAUAUGUUUGUCCAUGAAUUUGAUUGUUGGCGACAGCGUAGGGAACACGAGGCCAACCGAUCCGAUCGUAAGGCCAAAGAGUUGGCAGCGAUGGCCGACUUUCGACAGAUCGGUUGUUUUGAUAGCGAAAAUCGUCUGCAAUACGGCUUCUGGAGGAACACACUGUUCACCAGAUAUUUCAAUCAAUCGGCUAAACAAUACUCGUUCAAUAGAUUACGAACGGCCACACUUUACGGCCAAAAACUGGUCAUCGAUUGUUCGUUUGAUACGGAAAUGCAAGACUACGAAACCGAAAGCGUUGGCCGACAAUUGGCCGGCAUUUAUCAUACAAAUCGUUUGCCGCCGUCGCCGACAACCGAACCGUUUGAUCUGUACUUUUGUAACUGUCGUCCCGACGGUCGUGUCUAUCGAAAAUGGAUGAAAUAUAUGCGUCCGCUGGACAGUGAUCUCAACAAAUACUAUGUAAAUGUUACCGAAAACAACUAUUUAGAUAUGUUUCCUAAGGAACAACUGAUUUAUUUGACACCCGAUGCCCGACAAGUACUGACCGAAUUUGAUCCGAACGCUAUCUACAUAUUGGGUUCAUUGGUCGGCAAGACAUGUAGUCUACCGCUGACCAAAUGGAAAGCCGAACGGGAAGGUCUACAACAUUAUAAGCUACCGAUACAUAUGUUUGUCAAAUUGAAUCCGGGAGUCAAACGGACACAAAGUUUUCUGUCGUGUUUUAAGAUAUUACUCGAAAUGAAAGAUCAUAACAAUUGGGAACUGGCUUUCAAUAGAGGGAGUGUUCGUCGACUUUAA